Messenger RNA from Caenorhabditis briggsae, 249 nucleotides. The coding region runs from base 1 to 249 and encodes 82 amino acids. NCBI's taxonomy places the organism in Eukaryota, Metazoa, Nematoda, Chromadorea, Rhabditida, Rhabditidae. The record is from RefSeq and is a predicted model, not a curated record. The transcript has 3 exons.
AUGAAGACGUCAACUUUCUUGAUAUUCGCUCUACUUUUAUCCACAUUUUGUUGUGAUGAUUCUGCUGAGAAUGUGCAUAUCAGUGGUUCAUUCCGAGUAGCAGCAGAAGGAGAGGUGAUUUCAAAAAGUUCCGGAAUCGAACAAGAGCAUCCAUUCUUCCAAUUGGAAGGUAUGAAGAUCGCGAGAGCCUAUUUGGAUAGACAAUAUGCAAAGGAAAGAGCUCAAAGAGAACAACAGUUUGGAGUUUAA